Fomitiporia mediterranea MF3/22 is the source of this 10726-nucleotide messenger RNA. Its product is annotated as FAT-domain-containing protein. Gene Ontology annotation, molecular function: protein binding; transcription coregulator activity. The record is from RefSeq and is a predicted model, not a curated record. The transcript is spliced from 20 exons. Gene Ontology annotation, cellular component: SAGA complex; NuA4 histone acetyltransferase complex; nucleus. Gene Ontology annotation, biological process: DNA repair; regulation of DNA-templated transcription. NCBI's taxonomy places the organism in Eukaryota, Fungi, Basidiomycota, Agaricomycetes, Hymenochaetales, Hymenochaetaceae. Bases 203 to 10726 code for a protein of 3507 amino acids.
UCAUUCUCAUCGCCCACCUGUGGGCUACACCUCACUAUACACUUCCGAGACUACACUUCUUCCUGCUUCCUGGAGAGACGCGUGGCUGUCGAGCAAGGUGCUCGGCAAGAGGACUGAAGUGUGACAGUACGGGACUGUUCCUGCGCACUGAUUUGCGUGCCCAUUCUUCGCCCAUACGCCUCAUCUAGUGAUUCAAUUAAAGAUGAUGGAUGGCCUGCCGCAGCUCGCGUCGGCGUCAGACCUCGAAGUCCGAGCGGCUCGUAUUGCAGACCCGGCUGCACCUUUAAAACUUAAACAUGAUGUUGCUCAAGAGCUGCGGGAUAUGGUUGACUCCGUUCGCGAUAUGGAGGCCUCAAGGACAUUCCCGCACAUGCUUACUGUACUCUUCGACACUCUUCGCAACACGGAGCCAUCCUUCAAACGAGACUCACUGGAGUUUCAGUUUCGUCGAGCGCUUGUCGAAAUUAUUCACCGCAUUCCGCCAUCCGAGACGAUGCGACCUCAACUCAACAACAUAGUCGCUGGAAUUCUGGGCAUUCUAAAGAACGAUACCGAGGAUAACGCAGUCACUUCUUUAAAGGCGUUUCAUGAUUUACUACGAGUUAUGAAGCAGAUAUCCGACGAACAAGCCGUGGAAUUGCUGCAGAUAUUCCUUCAAAUGCUCCGCAGUGUACCCAGUCUCGUUGCCGAAUUCUUGUCUGAGAAUUCGCCACCCACGGAUGCCAACUCAGUGGUAACCAGCAAUCGUAGUCUCAAAGUUAUCACAGAGAUGCCGUUCGUGCUGAUAUUCUUGUUCCAAACACCAAGUCGCACGGCUCUACUCCCUUUACUUCCCGAACUCAUAGGUGCUGCUUUAGAAGCUGGUUCUGUCGAAUCUCCGAUACAGAAAGCUGCUAGGGAGAAUUACGAAGCUAUGGGGGGCAUUUGGGCCGGUCAGGCUCCCAACAUGAAGAAUCCAAAGCUUUAUGAGAACUUGGUGGCUGCACAGAUUAAGCUAAUGAAUUUCUGUUCGUACAUCUUUCGAUCGAAUCACGAGGCUCUUGGUCGGGACCCGCGAGGCGAAGCCAUAUCUGUUCAAUGCGUCCGAAUCCUUCAGGAUUGCCCGAAUUACCUGACUAAUGCCAGAAGAGAGCUUAUAUCUGUCCUUCGACAUCAAAUGGUGACACCAUUCCGGCGUGCCUUCGUCCCGAUCUUUGAGAAACUAUUAUCGGAGCGCAUCAUCUUGGGUUCUCCCGCAGCACCAGUUGACACGUCAAGAUUUGGACCAUUCUUCACCGUCUUUGAGUUAUCAGCUGGACUACGCUCCGAAUUUUCCACGACACAAGUCACUCAUAUCAUUAAUGUGUAUUCUCGAUGGUUGCUCAAUGCGCCGAUGAAUGCACAGGCUCAGUCGGUUUGUGCAAGAAUGCUCACCGGGAUGAUUGAACCGGCUGUCACCAAAUCGCCAAGCGAAGAGAUGGCAGGUCUUACCAUGAUUGCGCUUCAGGCGGUUGUCGAGAAGAUGAAGGCGCUGGACCUGACCUUUAAAGAGGUGAACACUCGCAUCAAGAAGCAGAAGGAAGGGUCAGAUGAAGAUUCACAAUUGGACAUUUCCUACAUUGAGAAGGAACGUCCAUUGUUGCCUUCUAAUACUAAGAAUGAAAGCUCUGAAGGCAUAUCAGCAGACCUUCGAUACCUAUUCCGCACAUUGCUCCACGCUUGCAGAGUGUCGAUCACUAUCCUCAAGAAGCUUGGUGCGACGUUGCCAGACGGAGAAAUAGUAAUUCCUGUUUUUGAGCACAGCAUUGGCAUUUUACUGUCCAUCGAGAGUGCGGAUUUCAAGGAAGAAAGGGAUUCAAUGGAUCUAUUGGCCAUCAUUCUGCAGGACAUCAAUCUACAUGUUUUCCAGGAGUUAUGGACACAGCGUCUGGAAUUUUAUUUCCGUGCUUGUGUGAAAAAGCCCAGUCUCCUUCACUUAUCACAAGUAUUGUUCCAGCAGAAAACGGUGUCUCAGACAGUCGUAUCGACAACUCUGAGGCAUUUGUCUGACGGGUUAAACGAACUGGGAGAAUACGACGACGUUACCGCCUCCACGGUACUCAGGUUUUUCAAGAUGACCUUCAGUGUUGUCGGAAUACAUCCUGAUGCGAAUGAGCCUGUCCUAGCUACUCAUCUCGGCCGGCUUAUCAUGGAUUCCUUCCCACUUGCUGCGAAGGCAACACGACCACUUUAUUACUUCCACCUCAUGCGUGCACUCUUUCGAGCGAUAGGCAGUGGCGGAGGUCGAUAUGAACAAUUGUACAAAGAGGUCCUUCCCUUGUUGCCAGAGAUGCUCGAUUGCCUCAAUCGACAGCUGAUGGCGGCAGAUGCUCAAACCAGGGAUCUACUAGUCGAGCUCUGUCUCACUGUCCCAUUGCGGUUGACGCACUUAUUACCCCAUCUACAUUACCUCAUGAAACCGCUAGUCCUCGCCCUUCAAGGCGGAUCUGAGCUCGUUUCACAGGGCCUCCGCACUCUCGAACUGUGCAUUGACAACCUCAUAGGCGAUUUCCUGGACCCAAUCUUACGACCUGUAUUACGGGAGCUUAUGGAGGCGCUCCACAGCCAUUUGAAGCCAUUGCCAGGAAACCAUCACCAUGCUCAUACCACGAUUCGCAUUUUGGGGAAACUGGGAGGUCGGAACCGCCGUCUUCUUGAUGAAAAGCCGAAUCUGGUUUACAAGCCAUACUCGGACCCGGCGACUAUCACAGUGUCAUUCAGCGGUAGACAAGAGGCAGUUCGACUCGGACCUGUUGCUGGUUUAUCCGCACGUCUCUUAGCGAAGACUAAUACUACAGACAGGAUUCACGCGUAUAACUACUUGGAGCACACAUUGACGUAUUUACUAAACGAGGGGCUAACUGGCUCGGACAGAGAAAGCAUUUUCGUUGAAGGUGUUAAAGGGCUCUUCGAUGCUAUUCAUGUUCCAGAAGUCCAGGAUCGUGCACAAGAGUAUCUGCGGACCCUUUCUCGUCAUGUUUUCACUUUGGAGGCACGCAAAGCCCUCUCCAAGGAUGUCACCAGUAGGAGAUUUCCCAGUCAUAUGUUUGGUCUCUACCUCGAUGCCUUCCCCCUGGCACUUGCCCGAUCGGACGAGAAGGAGGCUCAAAAAGCUGCAGAAGUGGUAAAAUCAAUUGUUCACGAUCUCGUGCCAAUUGGAUAUACCAAUGGCUUGAAGCAUUUGGAUAUACUUCCGAUACUGCACAUGGUUGCGACCCGCUUCAGCACGUUCUGCUUCGAAGAUGCUUGGGUCAGGAAGAGUGCUGGUGUUGCAGGGAUCAUGAUCAUGUCCUCUACGCCUGAGAUUGGUGACAAGUGGCUGUUCGCUCGGGAGAUCGAUAUCGUUCGGACGCUUCUUCACGUGCUGAAAGAUUCGCCGCACGACCCUCCGCGAAACGUCAAUGGCAUAAUUGAGGAUCUAGAAAAGAUUCUGCGCAUGACGAACACCAAGCGUCCAAACCAAAUGGAAGUUGACGGGCAGCCUCCAGCACAGGCUAAUAGGAUACCAUUUUUGAUUGGGAUUUUCUUCAACGACAUUACAUCCCCGCAUCCUGUCGUUCGGAAGACAGCGCAGUCGUGCAUCAAGUUGCUUUCUGAUCUCUGUGGAAAGCCGAUUGGCGAACUGUUAAUGCCGCAUCGUGACCGUGUCAUGACAUCCAUCUUCGUCAAGCCAUUGAGGUCCCUUCCUCACCCUAUCAUAAUUGGCCAAGUAGAAGCAGUGCGAUACUGCAUAAGCUUAGAGACAUCUUUGCUGGAAGUCAAUGACGAGCUUAUUCGCCUACUCCAUGAAGCGUUGGCAUUAGCCGACAAUAGCGAUCAGGCCCUUAUCGCUAAAACGGAUAUACGAAAGAGCACACGAGAAGUAACACAGCUGCGUGUUGCAUGCUUGAACCUCUUGACAGCUGCCCUGCCUCUUACGGACUGCUUCUCGCGUGUACCCACUACGCGACAAAAGGUUACAUCAGUAUAUUUCAAAUCACUUUACAAUAGCUCCAGGGAUGUCGCAGAUGCUGCCCAUGCUGGUCUACGGAUUGUGUUGGGGGAUCAGUCACGGUUCCAAAAAGAUCUUCUUCAGUCUGGCUUGCGGCCUAUCUUGAUGAAUUUAUCCGACACCAGGAAGUUGACGAUCCAAGAUCUUGAAGGUCUGUCAAGGCUUCUCAGACUUUUGGCGAACUAUUUCAAGGUUGAGAUCGGCAUAAAACUUCUCGACCACUUCCGAGCCAUUGCAGACCCACAAAUGCUUCAAGCUUCAGCACGGACGCCGUUGUCUGAGAAUGAUUCCAUCAACAAACUUGUUAGCCUCAUCAAUGUUUUCCACCUCCUUCCAGCGACGGCAAUCAUGUAUCUCAAGGAUCUUAUCGAUGCUGUGGUUCAGACAGAGGCGCGAUUAUUCUCAUGCGCCAAGAGUCCAUUCUCUGAGCCUCUCGGCAAAUACGUUGAUCGCUACGCGCCUGACGCCAUGGACUACUUUUUGAAGAACAUGUCCUCACCUCGACACGUACGCACCCUCAGAAACCUUCUAAAUGCUGGUACGGCCCCAAUGCUUCUCAGGGAACUGUCAGCCCGUUCUUGGGAUAUCGCCCGCGUAUGCUUUUUGAGUGGCAACGCAGACACCAUACUGCCCGGUCUUCUCGUAUGCGAAGACCUUGCCAAUCUUGUUCAAGGAUGGACCAAGGGAAACGAUAUUAUAGACACUGUACUUGGCCUAUGGAAGCUGGAACCGGAGCAUCCACCUGAUUGGGCACCCCUGUCUCAACCAACGUAUCACAAGCAUUCUUCAAUGAUCUCGAUUUUCAGGAAGGCGCUGCAGGAAUCACCACGUAUUGAUAUCCUUUUUGACAUAGUGUCUGCGUAUUCCAUGGAUGUAGUCACGGAUCUCGGCGACCUAACGCACUUUCUUUACGAACACGUUGCUCUUCAUGGGUCUUUCGCCUUCCGGCGUAACAUACUGCUGAGAUUCCUCGUCUGGUUUGACGACCCCUCAGUUUCAUACUCAAGGAAAAUGUAUUGUCUGCGAUAUAUUAUCAGCCCCUUAAUAUCGGUGCACGCGAGCCGAGCUUCGGAAGAUAGUAUCGUUGACAGGUCGAUUAUUGAGCGCCUGCAUACCAAAAUUUGGAAGGCGGGUGACACCGAUGCGUUUUCGGAUGCGGACGAUUUGUUCAAGGUCGAAAUUCUGCACUUAACUACUGUUCUGCUUCAUAAAUGCCCGCAACUUCUCGUAAGCGCCAAGAAGGACAUAAUCAAGUUUGGAUGGCCUUAUAUAUCCAGCGAUGAUCAGACAGUUAGGCAGAUGGCGUACCUUCUCACUGCGCGGUUCUUUGCUGCGUUCGACUCCCCCCCGAAAUUCAUCAUGAGGACGUGGACCGGUCUCCUCCAGCCUCCUCACGUUGACGGCAACCGAGCGCUGACCCAGCAGACCCUUGAUAUUCUUGCUCCUGUUCUUCAGAAAAUGCCAAAUGACCCAUCGAUGCCUCACUGGGCAAGGACAACUCGACGUCUGCUCGCUGAAGAGAGCAACGGCAACUUGCACGUUAUCAUGAUUUAUCAACUCAUCGCGCGUCAACCAGACCUAUUCUAUUCAUGCCGAGCACUUUUCAUCCCACACAUCAUUAACUCGCUGCAGCGGCUAGGGUUCCAGAUGAAUGCAAACAACGAAGGACGGAUACUUGCUUUAGAUGUCCUAGAGGUUAUAUACAAGUGGGAGAAGAAAUCGGCGGAUAGUGGUGACGAGUCGGGAUGGAUUACUCCCCUCGUGUUCCGAGAAGGAGUCAUUAGUUAUCUAACUCGAGCGGCAUGCGGACCUCAGGAUGUUGUGACAAGGACCACUGUUGUUGCACGUUCAUUAAGUCUAUUGAAAGACCUUUUACGUUUGCCAGCCUGGGCGAGCGUCAAUUUCAAGCUAGAUUACUUCCGCAAGUCACUCUGUGAAGUGGAAUUCACUCAGGAAACCGCACCUGUGAUCGUUGCGAACGCCAGAGUGCUCAGUGUAGUUUGCGCUGAUCGACCGGACGAGUGGUUCAUCCAGAAUGUCAAAGCUUUGCAGAAACUCGUCCAGAAGGGCAUGCUUCUGGACGAAGUCAUACUUCACGAAACUCUCCAUCCAAUUGUCGACCGCAUCCUGAAACUGUAUCCCCUUCCUAAAGAAGACGAAGAAGACAACACAGAUGCGGCUGAAUUCCAUACCUUCGUUCAGAAUGCUAUAUCAGAGGGUUUGAAGAGCAUGACUGGUCUACGCGGUGCUUUAUUGAUGCUCAAAUCGGUUGUGGAGAUCGUUCCGGAACGGAUCGAACCAUUUGCUGCGGCUUUGAUGAGACUUCUAGGGAAACUUGCGAAGGAGCACAUCGGUUUACUGCCAGGAGCUGAGAACUACGAUGCCAUCGUUCGAAUGCUCAUCUCUAUCCUGAAGAUAUGCCAGAACUCUUCGCAAUUACCGCCCGAGCAGAGGAAGCUCCAUUUAGGCAACUUGAUCAUCCUGGUUGAGAAGUCCUCCAGCCCAAUUCUAUGUCAAUUCCUUCUCGACACAGGCCGAGAUUGGGCGUUGCAUCGACGUGAUGCUUAUCCGACGAUGAAGGAGAAGGCCAGUUUACUUCAGAAAAUGGCCAGCUUUGAGUCUCGUGGCACGGACCUUUUCAACCAAUAUCUUGAGCUCAUCUACGACAUAUACACGGAGCCAACCUUGCGUCGCAGUGACUUAACGUCCAGACUCGAGCAGGCUUUCCUCCUAGGCUGCCGCUCCCAUGACACCUCGCUCCGAGAACGAUUUGUCGAUCUUCUGGACACUAGCAUUCCUCGUUCUCUGAUGAGUCGCAUGACAUACAUUUUAGGUUCUCAGACCUGGGAGGCAUUGGCCGAUCACAACUGGAUUUAUCUUGCGUUGGAUCUUCUUUUGAGUUCAGUUGACAGUGAGAUGCCGUUGGCGUCUUCUCCGAGUGUCGUGUUCACGCAAACAUCGUCUCCAUUGGCCUUAACGUUGGCCAACAGUACGAUUCGAGACGUCAUUCGCCCAAUGAGACGACUCCUCUUUUAUGAUGCAGAAUCAGCCCACGAAACAUGGGUGUCCGUCUUCUCGUCCAUCUGGUCGCUUCUCUCGCGUAAGGAACAGGGCGAGGUCACGCAGCAUAUGAUAAUCCUUCUCAGCCGCGAGCAUCAUAUUCGCCAAUGUGAGGCACGUCCUAAUGUCGUACAAGCCCUGCUAGAGGGCAUUCAUGCUUGCUCUCCUCCCAUGAAUUUACCCGCUCACUUACUCAAGUACCUGGCAAAGACUUUUGGUGCGUGGCAUGUCGCCUUAGAACACCUCCAGAAGUCACUGGAGUCUACCCGAGAUGAUGACGGAGUAGGCUUGGAUAGCGUCUAUGACGCUCUCGCCGAGGUGUAUGCAGAACUGGCCGAGGAAGAUAUGUUCUACGGUCUUUGGAGGCGGCGGUCGUUGCAUAACGAAACGAAUGUCGCUGUCACUUACGAGCAAAACGGCAUGUGGCCGGAAGCACAAAUUUCGUACGAGCAGGCUAUGAUUAAGGCGAGAAAUGGAAUUGUUCCCUUUACAGAGUCCGAGUUUUGCCUUUGGGAGGAUCACUGGAUCAUUGCUACGGAGAAAAUGCAGCAAUGGGAUAUUUUAUACGAGCUCGCCCGAAACGAUGGCAACAACGAACUGCUCCUCGAAGCUGCUUGGCGAAACAAGGAUUGGGCAGACAAAGACAGCCUUCAAGUGAUCGAGGAACAGGUACAGGGGAUGUCUGAUGUUGCGACACCACGCCGACGUGUAUUCGAAGCGUUCAUUGCUCUGGUGAAAUCUCCCGGAGCGGUUGACAGAAACAUCGAAUUUACUCGAAUCCUUGAAGAUGCAAUGCAGCUGUCACUGCGGAAGUGGAUCGCCUUCCCUCCGAAGAUGUCUGCGUGUCAUAUUCCUCUUCUUCAGCACUUCCAACAGUUCGUUGAGCUUCAGGAAGCUGUGCAGAUAUUCGGCUCAUUGGCUACCACGACCACAGUGAACCUUGAAAAGAAGUCAGCUGACUUGAAACUGGUACUUCAGGCGUGGAGAGAACGUCUACCGAACUUACAUGACGAUAUUAGUGUCUGGAGUGACCUCGUUGCUUGGCGGCAGAACGUUUUUAGUUCCAUCAACAAGCACUACAUUCCUUUGAUCCAGUCUAACAGUCAGAAUGGAGGCCAGGCCAGUGCUGCGAAUACAUACGGUUACCGCGGAUACCAUGAGACAGCUUGGAUCAUCAAUCGCUUUGCGCAUGUUGCUCGCAAGCAUGAUUUGUUCGACGUUGCUCAACAGUCUCUGACCAGAAUCUAUGAAUUGCCGAACAUCGAAAUCUCUGAAGCCUUCCUCAAGUUGCGCGAGGAGGCUCGCUGCCGCCUUCAGGUGCCCGAACGAAUGGUGGACGGUCUGAACUUGAUCAACAACACGAACCUGGUGUAUUUCUCUACUCCACAAAAAGCGGAAUUCUACACGUUGAAGGGCAUGUUCUAUUCCGCUCUGAACGACAAUGAUGAAGCGGAGAACUGUUUCAGUCAGGCGGUCAGCAUGGACAUGAACGUUGCGAAGGCGUGGGCUGAAUGGGGUCGAUUUAAUGACAAGAUGUUCAACGCCAACUUCACGAACGUCGGCUCUGAUGCAAAGCACGGCGCGCAUGCUGUUUCAUGUUACCUUCAGGCUGCGGGUCUGUAUAAGAAUGCAAAGAGCCGCCCGCUCUUGACCAGAGUGUUGUGGCUUUUGAGCGUCGAUGAUGCUUCGAGUAAUAUUGCCCGAGCCUAUGAUACUUAUUCUGGAGACAAGGCCCUCUGGUACUGGAUAACGCUAAUUCCGCAAUUGCUUUUUUCAUUGUCGUAUGCUGAAGCCCCACAAGCACAGGGCAUACUCAUUGAUCUGGCCAAGGCAUAUCCACAGGCAUUGUUCUUCCCAUUGAGAUCGUUGAGGGAAGAGAUGCAGCAGAUACGGAAAGCCGCUCAACAGAAAGCAGCAGCGCAGGCAGCCCAGAACGCUUCGCAUGGAGAUCAGAACGCGUCGAACUCUGAUAUAGCUAUUGACGGAGCGUCAAAUGCAGCAGGACGACCUGCAGGGGAAGGCAGCAGGAAGGAGGAUUGGAUGCUGGUCGAGGAAGUCGCGGCGUUGUUGAAAACGAAUAACCCGUUACUCGCCCUUACUCUGGAGACUAUGGUUGAUCAAUUCAUUAUGAAAUUCAAAUCGACCCCAGAGGAAGAAAUCUAUAGGUUCACCUUCAUGCUCUUGCAAGACGCCGUGCAGAAUGCAAGCUCUCGUGCAAGAGAUCCGAAUGACGACGGAAGGCUAUCGGAACAUAACCAGAGGAACAUUGCCAAAAUGGCCAUCCAUCUCGCGGGUCCUGCUAGAAAAGACUACGAGGACGAAUUCGUGCACAGUAAACCGCUCAUGGGAGAGUACAUCACCAAGCUGCAGCAAUGGCGAGACCGAUAUGAGACAUUUUUGGAUGCCCGUCCUCGCAUGCAGCCGCUUGAUCUCAUCAGCCACUGGCUAAUUGAGUUCCAGUAUGCAAAAUUCGAUGAAGUAGAAGUACCAGGCCAAUACCUUGAGCUUACGGAUGGCCCUCAGCAGUUCAGCCGUAUCCGGCAAUUUGGUUCCAAAUUCGAAAUGAGCCGUGGUCAAGGAUUCUGCUUCAAGCGCUUCGUUAUUCAUGGACACGAUGGCAUGAAGUAUAAUUUCGCUGUCCAGCAGCCUGCAGCUCGUUGGAUACGACGGGAAGAGCGUGUCAUGCAGCUGUUCCGCACAUUCAAUCACGCCCUCACCCGCAGAAAAGAGAGCAGGAAACGUAAUUUACAGUUCCACCUCCCUUGGGCAGUAUCACUGAGCCCAAGCGUCCGACUUAUCACGAAUGACUCUUCUUAUGUGUCACUGCAAGAUAUCUACGAUCGACAUUGUAAAGACAUGGGUAUUACUCGAGAGGAGCCAGCCAUUCUUGUUUCACAUAAAACCAAACAAAUCGCUCGUGAACUGGGUCGUCCACCGACGCCGACAGAGCUUAAUUCUCUUCGAAAGGCUGUCAUGGAUGAGGUCUGCAGAAAGAUGGUACCAGAGGAUAUUCUCAGUCGUUACAUGACCCGCACUAUGUGUGGACCGCAAGAGCUCUGGAGAAUGCGCAAGACCUUCACGCUUCAGUUGGCUGCUGUCAGCUUCAUGACUUACGUAGUUUGUAUAACGCAACGGCACCCGUCUCGUUUCCAAAUUUCUCGAUCGACAGGUCAGAUCUUCAUGUCGGAGCUACUGAGCGGUGUCAACUCCCAAACUUGCUUGAUCACUCAAAGCGAAGCCGUCUUUUUCCGUUUCACGCCUAAUCUACAGAAUUUCGUAAAUCCUGUGGGUACAGAGGCGCUGUUCUGUCCCGGAAUAGUCGCGAUUGCACGGGCUUUGACGAAACCAGAGUACGAACUGGAUCAACAUCUCUGUUUGUUUAUCCGGGAUGAGGUGUUGACCCACUCAAACAUCAAGGGCAAGCGUGACACGAAUCAAGAAGCCAUGUUCCGCGCGCGUGUUACAGACAACAUCAACGGGAUUGUGAGUAGAGCAGAAACGAUGGGUUGCAAGAUCGAAAAGAACCAGCCUACUCUGCAGGAUCCGAAGGACGAUAAAGUAACGCAAUCUAUGCAGAGUGCUGCGAACUUGAUUUCCAAUUGUACGAACCCGACUAGACUGGCAAACAUGUCAGAUGCUUAUCAGCCAUGGUAUUAA